AUGAAAGAGCUUCUAAAUGGUAAACAUAAAUUUAAGGAUGAUGAAAAUGUUGCUCUAGCUGAAGAAUGUAGCACUUUCAUUCCACGUAAACUGCCACCUAAACUAACAGAUCCAGGUAGACUUACUAUUCAUUUCUCUACAGGUUCAUUAAAAGUUGGCCAGGAACUAUGUGACUUAGGGGUCAACAUCAACUUAAUUCCAUUGUCCAUGAUGAGGAUAUUAAAUUGUGAAGAGCCAAAACCUAUGAAAAUGACUUUGACUUUGGCUGACAGAUCAAUCACAUACCCAUAUGGAGUACUAGAGGACGUAUUGGUGAGGGUUGAUGAUUUUUUUCCUGUUGAUUUUGUCAUAUUGGAUAUGCCUAAAGAUAUCGAAACACCAUUAUUGUUAGGUAGAUCCUUACUGGCUACGAGAAGAGCUUUGAUUGAUGUAAAAAUAGGAGAAUUGAUUCUCAAGUUUAAUAAAUAG
Lathyrus oleraceus (garden pea) is the source of this 468-nucleotide messenger RNA. RefSeq lists its product as uncharacterized. Lineage: Eukaryota; Viridiplantae; Streptophyta; Magnoliopsida; Fabales; Fabaceae. The coding region runs from base 1 to 468 and encodes 155 amino acids. The transcript has a single exon. The record is from RefSeq and is a predicted model, not a curated record.